AUGCAUGCUACAAGAAAGCUUGUAUUUCCGUCUGGUCCAAUAGAUGUAACUGGCACCUUUCAGGUCGAGUCUGAAGCCAUCUCUAAUGCCGGACGCUUCCUCUUUUGUGCUAUUCCUCAUCUUGAAAUCCAUGCUGAACACAUGGAAUUCGAUGCUUUACUUCCUCAUUCUAAGUCCAUGUGGACCUCCCACAAAGGAACGUCAGCCAGAAAAAGGUUCAGGUGGAAAGACUUUCAAACUACGCAUCCACGGGGGAAGAAAGCUUCUUUUCAGCCUUGUUCUCUGUUUCGUGGUCAAAGUUCGGAGCUGCGGAAAUCUUGCCUCCUGUUCAUAGGGAAGAUCUUUGUGUGCUGGUAUCAACCGAGAAAGAAAAUAUUGAGCUCCCCUAUUUGGUUUAGCAACAGGAACUAUUUAGCAAGAAAACCGCUUAGCUGCAGGGGUGGACCUAGGCCCCGAACGGGCCCCCUAUUCGUAUUAAGACAAGAACUGCAAUCACCGACCUAUCCCUAG
Messenger RNA from Salvia miltiorrhiza (redroot sage), 510 nucleotides. NCBI's taxonomy places the organism in Eukaryota, Viridiplantae, Streptophyta, Magnoliopsida, Lamiales, Lamiaceae. The record is from the annotation of a RefSeq genome assembly.